GCCACUAUCUCUCGCGCAGCGGGAGGGCGUGCCGCUGGGGCUCUCGCUCUCGGAUAGGCUGCGGGGAGCGCCGCGGAGGGAAGUGAUAUUUUACAAUGGGAGGCGGAUGAGAGACGGUAGGGGAGGUUAUGGCGGGAGAGACGAAAGCAGUUUCUGGGCGGCGUCAUGGCUGUCGCCUCCUGUUACGGGUUGUGGUUCUUUCGAUCCUGGCGCGCGGCUCCGAUGGACAAAUAUCAUUUCUUAAAGAAUAUCAAACAUAUGUACAUAAUUCCUCUGAACAGUUUUGCUAUUCAAAUAAACUGAUCCCAAAAUGGCAUGAUAUAUGGACCAAAAUUCAGAUCCGAGUAAACAGCACCAAGGUGAUCCGGGUCAUCCAAGUUGAAAAUGAAGAGAAGCUGAAAGAACUGGAUGGAUUUAGUUUAUGGAUCUAUAUUGGCUUGCUCUUCAAAGAGAAGCUUAAUGACACUUACAUUAAUGUUGACAUUUUCAGUAAAGAAACCUGCUUGAAAGUCGAGCUCCUUGACCCACACUCCACAUACACCAUCAGUGUUACUCGUACACUUGAUCCCAAGCUCUUCAUUGUUACAUUUCUGGGCCUUCUGCUGUUUUUCUGUGGUGAUUUGAUGAGUAGAAGUUCAGUCUUCUUCUAUUCAGCUGGAGUAAGCAUUGGCAUGCUGAGUUCAUUGCUCGUUGUUGUCUACAUAUUAUCCAGAUUUGUGCCCAAGAAGAGCCCUAUCUAUCUCAUGAUUCUGGGAGGCUGGUCUUUUUCUGUUUACCUUACCCAGUUGGUCUUCAGAAAUCUGCAAGAAAUAUGUACAAUGUACUGGGAAUAUCUACUUGGCUACCUGGUCAUCAUAGGGUGUGUAAGCUUUGCUGUGUGCUACAAAUAUGGCCCUCUGGAGAAUGAACGCAACAUAAACCUCCUCAGCUGGAGUCUGCAGACUUUCGGCUUGCUGCUCCUUUACCUGAGCAUUCAGAUACGAUAUAUUGCCAUCAUCUUGAUUGUAACUGCAAUCUGCACUAAAAACUUGGAAUACCCAGUCAUAUGGGCCUAUGCCAUCUACAGGAAGGUGUUCACAGCUCCAGAAAAGCCCACCCCACCACGUCUAUUGACUGAGGAGGAGUAUCGGAUCCAGGGGGAGGUAGAGACACGCAGAGCCUUGGAACAAUUGCGGGAGUACUGCAGCAGUCCGGAGUUCUCUGCAUGGAAAGCAGUCUCCCGCAUCCAGUCUCCAAAGAGGUUUGCUGACUUCAUAGAAGGUGCCUCACAUGUCAUCCCCAAUGAGGUUUCUGUCCACGAGCAGGAGUAUGGCUUGGGGGGUUCCUUUCUAGAGAAUCAGCUCUUUGAAGAGGAAGACGAGGAAGGAGACUCCAGUUUUGAUGAGGAGGAUUGCACGGACAGACCGUGGUCCCAGAAUCACCUAGAUUUUCAAGAUAAAACUGGCCACUGUUGAUGCAAAUGGAUUGACUGAUGCCCCUUAUUGAUCCCCAGGUUUACUGUCUUCUGCUACAAUGGAGGAUUGCUAUAGAAAGCCCUUUCUGUAUGGCAUUGCUUAACUAGCUGCAUAGGCUUGGCAAUCUGAGAGGAAGGUGUAUCCCAGGCCCCUGAAGCCCUGCCAUCUAUUCCAGACCGUGACAUGACUGUGAACUGCACCAUACUUGGGAUAUGCCUCAGUAUCCUGGACUAAGUAUCUUACGAACUACACGUUGGUCAGAACCUACAGCUGUCAGCUGUGAGUAGGCUAAGGAGUAGGACUGUGGAGAGCUGGUAAAUCAUUAGUGAAAGCCAGCGAGUAAUGACAAAUCAUUUUACCUCGAUAAAACAGGCUUCUUGAAGGAAGGUUUGAAAGGCCAGCUGAAUUUGAUAGACAUGUCCUAAUUUUGUGCCAUGUCUUCUUCUUGGGAUGCAAUAGCUGCUGCCCUUUGAAGUUUGGUGUUCCAGGGUGCCGACAAAGAUUUGUGGGCAUCCUGCUCUUGCUCCAGUGACUGAACUUUUCACUUGUUGGCUUAAUUGUUGCCUCCUAGGUUCAGUACACUGUUAAGUCUGAGGCUAUUGCUGUUGUAGAAUGCAUAAUGAGAUUUUUUGGAACCAGCAAGUAGCUAGGACUCCAAAGGGGUCUCUCUCCUCCUGUACGUGAGAAUUGCACAAAUAGAAAUAUUUUUAAGUAUAUAAUAAUAUUGGGAAAGGGGUUGCUUCAAUUAAAAUACUUCCUGGGGAGAUUCCCCCAUGUUCCCUGUUGUAUAAUGUAACUUAUUUGCAGCCUUUUUGGUGGGGUUGUGCAAAACUGACUAUUUCAGGUAUGAGCCACUUUCAGUUUGGAGAAUUAAUUUGUGUGUGGCUGGAUCAGAGUAGCCUGGAGGACAUUCUGGAAUGCUGGGUUUUGUACAAAACUCCUUUUUGGAAACCAAAGCUUUGUGAUCUUCAGCAAACCUGCCAUGGUUCAGAUCUAAAUCACCUUAUUUGUUUUUGCCCUUGUAGUCCUCAAUGGUACUGUAAUCCUAUGAGAAAAUUCAGUUGUAUCUGGAUGAGGACAUGGCAAUAAGCUCAGAGUAGGUGUUUAUAC
Candoia aspera is the source of this 2564-nucleotide messenger RNA. RefSeq names its product nuclear envelope integral membrane protein 1 (gene NEMP1). The transcript is spliced from 9 exons. The record is from RefSeq and is a predicted model, not a curated record. Gene Ontology annotation, cellular component: nuclear envelope. The coding region runs from base 129 to 1454 and encodes 441 amino acids. NCBI's taxonomy places the organism in Eukaryota, Metazoa, Chordata, Lepidosauria, Squamata, Candoiidae.